AUGUCCGAGACAUGCGAGGACGGGUGCACCGAGUGGGGUGCCGGCAAGCGAUACUUUCUUUGCGGCCAUGAGGAAAUAAUCGAGACCAAUUCGGACGCCAUUAUUCCGUUGAAUGGUCAUGUCUUCAAGGCAAGAUUACUCGGCAUGGGUGCCUACGGCCUCAUCUAUAAACUGAGCGACCUGGUCGUCGUCAAGAUACCUCGCCGCAAGAUCGAAGACGCCGAAGAGGAAUUCGCUAAUGAGCAAAAGAUGUUCAAGAUUCUCGAUCGAAAGAGUCCGUACAUAAUCCCGUGCAUAUAUCAAACUCCUUCGGCAACGUUCAUGCUGCGUGCGGUUCGGGACCUCCGCGACGUGAUCAGUUCAAAGAUCUAUAGUUACGUCCAACGAAAGACAGUACGUUGGAUGGGCCAGCUAUGUGGAGGAGCGGCCUUUAUGGAAAAGCAGGGCUACGCCCACGGGGACCUUCGCCCGGACAAUCUACUCAUUGACCAGAACGGUAACCUAAGAAUUCACGAUUUGGGCUCAUCGCUCCCAGUGGGCAACCAACUGCCCGUGGCGACCGAGCCGUUUGGCCGGCUCCUGAGCAAGGAAGAAGGGAAAGGGAGAGGAUACGGUUUGGCCGGCCCUUAUACCGAGAACUUCGCAAUCGGCUCGAUCUUUUACAGCCUCACACGUGGGCACUAUCCGUAUGCCCGGGAAGAAUACGAUGUUCCGACGUUGAUGAAGAUGUUUCAACGGAAGGAGUUUCCUCGAUUAUCUGAUUCGACCGAGGACGGAAUCAUCUCCCGAUGUUGGAACGGGGAGUACGGAACUGUUGCCGAGCUUGAACAGGUGUUUAAGGACAUGGAGGGCGGAGGGGAGUGGUAUCUGUUCCCCGCUGAGUCGGAAGAGUGGGUUGCGGAGCGUCGGAGGGAGUGCGAGAGGUGGGCUGCUGCGGGUGGUGUUGACGAGUUGAUUGAAUAG
Messenger RNA from Scedosporium apiospermum, 963 nucleotides. RefSeq lists its product as uncharacterized. The coding region runs from base 1 to 963 and encodes 320 amino acids. NCBI's taxonomy places the organism in Eukaryota, Fungi, Ascomycota, Sordariomycetes, Microascales, Microascaceae. The record is from RefSeq and is a predicted model, not a curated record. Gene Ontology annotation, biological process: protein phosphorylation; intracellular signal transduction. Gene Ontology annotation, molecular function: ATP binding; protein serine/threonine kinase activity. The transcript is spliced from 3 exons.